AUGUUUAAACUUAGGCUUAGUUUUCCACCUGAUUACCCAAGAAGUCCCCCCAAUGUUGUUUUCAUCACAAAAAUUUACCACCCAAAUGUAUCAGAUAGUGGAGGCAUUUACCUAAAAGUUUUGAGGACCGACUGUUGGAUCCCCAUGCCGAUUGUUAAGCUUUUCAAGGGAUUAGUGGAGAAGUUGAUUGAACCAGAGGUGAAUGAUGAGGAACAGACCAUUGAAUAUCUUGUCAACCUCUACAAAUCUGAUAGGAGAAGGUUUGAAGCCAUGGCUAGAGAGAUGACUAAUCAAUAUGCUGGGAGAGAAAUCUGA
Camelina sativa (false flax) is the source of this 315-nucleotide messenger RNA. The record is from RefSeq and is a predicted model, not a curated record. Lineage: Eukaryota; Viridiplantae; Streptophyta; Magnoliopsida; Brassicales; Brassicaceae.